This is a messenger RNA of Gadus morhua (Atlantic cod), 5948 nucleotides long. RefSeq names its product dynactin 1b (gene dctn1b). The record is from RefSeq and is a predicted model, not a curated record. Gene Ontology annotation, biological process: establishment of mitotic spindle orientation; nuclear migration. Lineage: Eukaryota; Metazoa; Chordata; Actinopteri; Gadiformes; Gadidae. Gene Ontology annotation, cellular component: microtubule associated complex; kinetochore; axon. Bases 564 to 4382 code for a protein of 1272 amino acids. The transcript is spliced from 31 exons.
CCUCCUCUUCCUCUUCCCCUCCUUCCAUCCCGCGGUUAGCCGUCUUCCCCGGUCCGUUCCUCCCCCUCGCUGGGAGACCAGGAGGGAGGACCACCUCUAGACGGACCACCACCUGGGGACCCUGUAGACCACCACCACCACCCCCUUGGACCCUUUGGACCACCUGGGACUCUGUGGACCACCCGGGACCCUGUAGACCACCACCAACACCCCCUUGGACCCUUUGGACCACCCUGUAGACCACCACCACCCGGGACCCUGUAGACAAAGGGGGGACCUGACCCGGAGUUUCCAAGGCUUUCUUGGGGGGGGGGGGACGCGAACUGACAGGAGAUGGAGUGACAGUGGGUUGAGUCAUUAGUCGGAAACCUUCCGGAAGCAUCCUUAACCCCUCCACCACCUCCAACCCCAGCACCGCCUCUCGCCCCCCUUUCCUGAAAACACACUCGUCCUCGUGUGUGUUUUCGCCGCCCGCCCGCCGCCCAGACCCCCACAGCCCCCCGGUCCCCGGCGCGCUCUGUCCCCAGCGAGGGUGCCUGUCUGGCAGCCACUGAGCAGGCGACAUGUCCCACAGCCGGAGGAACACGUACAACCGGACCACCAGCAGCGGCAGCAGCAGGAUGAGCUCUGACGGGGGCGGCCGGCCGGCCCGGGUGGGGUCGGUGGUGGAGGUGAUCGGCAAGGGGCAGCGCGGCACGGUGGCCUACAUCGGCACCACCCUGUUCGCCUCGGGGAAGUGGGUGGGGGUGAUCCUGGACGAGGCCAAGGGCAAGAACGACGGCACCGUGCAGAGCAAGCGCUACUUCACCUGCACCGAGAACCACGGCAUCUUCGUCAGGCAGUCCCAGAUCCAGCUGAUAGAUGAUGGGGCCGACACGACAUCUCCGGAGACACCUGAGCCCUCCACCGCCAAGGUCCUCAAGAGAGCAGAAAGCGCGGACACGACCAAAUCGACUAAACUGCGAGGAGUGAAGCUGAAAAAGACCCCUGCACCGAGGAAGACUACGGUCAGAAGAACUAAGCCGCCGAGCCGUGCGGCGGCGGCGGCGGGCGCGGCGGGGGCUAAGGGGGGUCCGUCGGGGUCGGCCUCGGCCUCGGCCGGGGAGAUGAGCAGCAGCGAGCCCAGCACCCCCGCCCAGACCCCCCUGGCCGCGCCCCUCAUCCCCACCCUGCUCUCCCCCGGAGCCCUGCCCCCCCCGGGACCCACCAAGGAGGAGGAGUCUCUGCGGGGGCAGGUCAAGGACCUGCAGGAGAAGCUGGAGACGCUGAUGAUGAAGCGGGCGGAGGACAAGGCCAAGCUGAAGGAGCUGGAGAAGCACAAGAUCCAGCUGGAGCAGCUGCAGGAGUGGAGGAGCAAGAUGCAGGAGCAGCAGGCCGACCUUCAGAGGCAGCUCAAGGACGCCAAGAAGGAGGCCAAGGAGGCGCAGGAGGCCAAGGAGCGCUACGUGGAGGAGAUGUCGGACACGGCGGACGCCAUCGAGAUGGCCACGCUGGACAAGGAGAUGGCGGAGGAGCGGGCCGAGUCCCUGCAGAUGGAGGCCGACUCCCUGAAGGAGAAGGUGGACGAGCUGUCCAUGGACCUGGAGCUCCUCAAGCACGAGAUCGAGGAGAAAGGCUCCGACGGAGCGGCUUCCAGCUACCACGUCAAACAGCUGGAAGAGCAAAAUGGCCGACUGAAAGAAGCACUGGUCAGGAUGCGGGACCUGUCUGCGUCGGAGAAGCAGGAGCAUGUGAAGAUGCAGAAGCAGGUGGAGAGGAAGAGUGGGGAGCUGGAGGUGCUGCGCGGCCAGAAGGAGAAGCUCCAGGAGGAGGUGAAGGGCGCCGACAAGACCGUGGACGAGCUCAAGGAGCAGGUGGAUGCCGCUCUGGGGGCGGAGGAGAUGGUGGAGACCCUGACGGAGCGGAACCUGGACCUGGAGGAGAAGGUCCGCGAGCUGAGGGAGACUGUGGUGGACCUGGAGGCGAUCAACGAGAUGAACGACGAGCUGCAGGAGAACGCGCGGGAGACGGAGCUGGAGCUGCGGGAGAUGCUGGACCUGGGCGGCUCCCGCGUGCGCGAGGCGGAGAAGAGGGUGGAGGCGGCCCAGGAGACGGUCGCCGACUACCAGCAGACCAUCCAGAAGUACCGCGAGCUCACGGCGCACCUGCAGGAAGUGAACCGGGAGCUGACCAGCCAACAGGAAGCGUCCGCAGAGCUCCAGCAGGAUCCGCCCGCCGAGCUCUUCGACUUCAAGAUCAAAUUCGCGGAAACCAAGGCCUACGCAAAGGCCAUCGAGAUGGAGCUGAGGAAGAUGGAGGUGUCCCAGGCCAGCCGGCAGGUGUCUCUGCUCACCGCCUUCAUGCCCGAGUCCUUCCUGCGGCACGGAGGCGACCACGACUGCAUCCUGGUGCUGCUGCUUAUCCCCAGGCUCACCUGCAAGGCUGAGCUGGUGGGCAGACAGGCUCUGGAGAAGUUUGACCUGAACGAGGGCAGCCUGGGGCGGACGGGGCUCCGGGGCGCCGUGGGGGAGCAGCUGAGCUUCGCCGCGGGCCUGGUCUACUCUCUGGGCCUGCUGCAGGCCACGCUACACAAGUACCAACAGGCUCUGGGCCAGUGCAGUGUGGAGGUCUACAAGAGGAUCGGCUCGCUCUACCAGGAGAUGAGCGUUCACGAGCGCUCCCUGGACUUCCUGAUCGACCUGCUGCACAAAGACCAGCUGGACGAGACGGUCAACGUGGAGGCACUGACCCGCGCCAUCAAAUACUACCAGCACCUGUACAGCAUCCACCUGGCGGACCAGAGUGAGGACUGCAGCGUGCAGCUCGCCGACCACAUCAAGUUCACCCAGAGCGCUCUGGACUGCAUGGCGGUGGAGGUGGGCCGUCUGCGGGCCUUCCUGCACGCGGGCCAGGAGAAGACGGACCUGGCCGGCCUGCUGCGCGACCUGGAGACGUCCUGCAGCGACGUGCGCCAGUUCUGCAAGAAGAUCCGCCGCCGCAUGCCGGGCACCGAGGCCCCGGGGAUCCCCGCCGCGCUCUGCUUCGGGCCGCAGGUGUCGGACACGCUGUCGGACUGCAGGAAGCACCUGACCUGGGUGGUGGCGGUGCUGCAGGAGGUGGCGGCGGCGGGCGCCCAGAUGAUAGCCCCCCUCGGGGAGCAGGAGGGGCUGGCCGCCGUCAAGAUGGAGGACGUGGCCUUCAAGGCUGGGGAGCAGAUCUACGGCACCCAGGGGGCCAGUCCCUACGACUACCUUCGGCAGUCCUGCGGUAUUGUCAUAGCAACCAUGAACAAGAUGGCCACCGCCAUGCAGGAAGGGGAGUUCGACUCGGAGAAACCCCAGAGUCAGAUCGCCCCACCAGUGGAGCUGCGUGCGGCCGCCCUCCGGGCUGAGAUCACAGACGCAGAGGGUCUGGGUCUGAAGCUGGAGGACCGGGAGACCAGCAUCAAGGAGCUGAAGAAGUCCCUGAAGAUCAAGGGGGAGGAGCUGAGCGAGGCCAGCGUGCGUCUCAGCCUGCUGGAGAAGAAGCUGGACAGCUCGUCUAAAGACGCAGACGAACGCGUGGAGAAGAUCCAAACCCGGCUGGACGACACCCAGACCCUCCUCAAGAAGAAGGAGAAGGAUUUCGAGGAGACCAUGGACGCCCUGCAGGCCGACAUCGACCAGCUGGAGGCGGAGAAGGCGGAGCUGAAGCUGAGGAUCAGCAGCCAAUCGAAGGAGGGCACGCGGGGGACCUCCCCCUCGGGGAUCGCCUCGCUGGUGGCGGGGGCGGCAGGAGAGGAGCCUAAAGGGGGCGUGGUGCUGGGCGUGCCCGGGGGGGCGGGGCUCCAGGUGAUGGACUCCCCGCUGCUGAGCCAGCAGAUCCACGCCCAGCGGCUCUGCAUCAAGCAGCUGAAGAACGACAACAACAGGCUCAAGGCCGAGAGGAUGCGGGCCCAGCUGGCCUCCCUCCCCCCCCUGCGCCUGGCCCGUCUCCCCCCCAGGGACGGGGGCCAGCCUGAGGUGGUGUCCAGCGCGCUGUACCGCAAGACGGACCAGCUGCUGGAGACCCUGCUGCAGAUGAGCGCCAACGUCAAGGUGGUGGACAUCACCGGGCGGUCCCCAGUGACCCCUAGUGGCCAGCUGCUGGAACAGACGGCCAGACUGCAGGCCCUCAGCGACACACUGGACAGACUGAAGGACGAGGUAGCCGACCAUGUGGUGAGGCAGCAGCCGGGAGCUCAGGCCUCCUCAGACUUCGCUACCUUCCCCUCCACCUCCUACGUCAAGGCGCGGGACCGGCAGGGCGACACGGUGCUGGUGGGCCGGGUCACGGUCCCGUGCCCCCGCGGCCACGAGCAGGUCCACCGCCUGGUCCUGUCCCAGUCCCAGCUCCACAAGGUCCACAGUCUGCUGAAGACCUAGGCCCCGCCCCCGCUCCUGGCCCCGCCCCCCGCUCCCCCCCCCCCACCGCCCAAUCGGGCGGGCCGGCUGUCUCCUGUCCUCCAGGUAAUCUCACAUAGCCCCGCCCAUGAGGUCUAGGGGAGCACAGUGAUUGGUGGGGGCAAAGGGGGCGUUAUACUCAUACACAACCAAUGAAAUGAAGGCGAGUGUGAAAAUGGCGACAAGGAGGCGGGAGUUGACCAAAGGCUCCGCCUCUGAAGGUGUUAUUUCCGAGUUCGAGCCAAUCAUAUGGCUUCCUCAGGAUUUCUGAGGUGAAGAGGCGAGUUCCCCCCUCCCCCCAGAGCCGGUGUGGCCAUGAGAGAUUACCGUUGGGGAGACGGUGAUGCAGACUGGGAAGGCUAAUUGUGUCACAUGACCUGUUUAAAGCAACACUACUGCAUGUCCAACUCUCCUGAACCCCAACCGUACCCGGAUUGUACAGCGGACGCCAUUUUGUCACCUUCGACUAUUUACUUCCUGUCAGCUGAUGCAACAUUGCAGUGAUAUUUUAGCGAGCCCCGAAUUGGCUUUUGGCUUUGGCGUGCGAGUGCGUUUUAUCCUAUAAACCAGUGCAGUCUAUGAGGCCAAACAAUCUGUUAGUCCAGUAUGUUUGUUGAUGAUGAUGAUGACACUGUUGUUGUUUGUGGUGCUGAAGGCGCGUGACUGUGGUUCUCUCCGUAUAAUCUGUCGACGUUUCGUACCGCAAUUUAUAACCUUUCCGAAAGUCAAAGGGAAACCGAGUUUGUGUUAAUUCUGGUGGUACAGAACCGUGUUCGCUGGGAAAAAAGAUAUGCUGUCUAACUCUAAGGGACUUGUGUAUGUAACACUAAAGAUAACAUUUAACGGAACUACGAUGUAGAUGCAUACACAUCUAUGGGAUAUAUUCUAGGGUUUAUUAAGUUAUUUAGUAUUUAUUGCACAGACUGUCGACGCCAGUAAAGUGUUCCCUCCUGCUGUGAAACGCUCGCUAUGAAUUUGUGUGCGUUUUUGUACGGGACAGCAGAAUUGUAUUGGCUCCCAUCGUGUCAAACUUCACUUCCUGUUUGUUUUGCUCACUUCCUGUCCCAGCCUUGACACCAGAAAGCCUUGUGGUAGAGAUCGAUCACUGGUCUUUUUGCUUAUUUUGACCUCGUCAACGAGCAAAGCGACGUCUUUGCCAAAGAAUUUCUUUGAAAUCGUUUAUUGCAAUCAACGGCGAUAAGGUUUUAAAUAAUUUACAAAAGAAAAUGUCUUAAUUUAACACUUCCUUAUUUAUUUGUUUUUACACAGUAUUAUGUAGAUGAUGCCAUGUUAUAUAUAUAUAUAUUUAAUUCUAGGAGUUAUUUCAUUCAUUUUUGCUCAUUUGUGAGCAUAGUGCAUGACUGUGCACAUUAACCCCUGCUGUUCCGCCGUACGUCCCAUGUCCCCGUGGUUAAAGUCUGCCGUGAUGAAGGUAGCGGGCAGAGCUAGGGACUGCUAGGUCGGACCCUGUAACCUGUAUCUCUGUGCUCCGCUUCAUGCUAAUCAGUAAAUCAACCAAUCGAUCAAUAAAGACAACGGUAGGACCAA